Jatropha curcas is the source of this 1713-nucleotide messenger RNA. RefSeq lists its product as uncharacterized. NCBI's taxonomy places the organism in Eukaryota, Viridiplantae, Streptophyta, Magnoliopsida, Malpighiales, Euphorbiaceae. Gene Ontology annotation, cellular component: nucleus. The record is from RefSeq and is a predicted model, not a curated record. Gene Ontology annotation, biological process: regulation of transcription by RNA polymerase II. Gene Ontology annotation, molecular function: protein dimerization activity; DNA-binding transcription factor activity, RNA polymerase II-specific; RNA polymerase II cis-regulatory region sequence-specific DNA binding.
GAUGCUGAAGAGAAGGUUAAAAAACACAAAAGAGAAAGCUUCUGCUUAGUACUGAGUACAGACACUGCUACUCUUUUUCUGUACCUUAAGCUUAAAUCAUGGAUUUCUUUAGUUCUUUACAGAAAUUUAAUUAUUAAUUACUACUGUGAUUCAAUUUUCUUGUUCUAUGUGAUCAAUUUCUUAAAGUUCUUGGGAUCUGUAUAAAGAGAUACAUAUUAGGGAGUUCCUUCUGCAGACUACAGUGAAGUUCACUAAAUAAUUUGAUUGUGAUUUGUUAUUAAUUAUGGAAGAAUAUAUUAACAACAUUCUGUCUUCUUCAUCAUGGGUUGAUGGAGAUUCAAAAGAAGGUCAAAAUUGUAAUCAUAAACCGUCAAUUUUGAAUGGCUGCUUGAAGAUUGGAAAUGUGGGUCUGCAAUAUGGUUCAGCUAUACCUGCAUUAGGUUCAGUGGAUCUUAGUUAUCCAAAGCAGCUUCAAGUGGUUGAUGAGGUUGGCAUUGAUGUCGGAUACUCAUACAAUAGCAGUGCUAUUCAAAAUCUAUCAUCAAUUCCACAACUGUGGCCUUUAGCCUCUUAUGAUAGUGUUUCUUCUGUGUCUGCUGUGAUGGGACAAGACAAAAUGCAGCAAUUCAGUCUCCAUGGAGGAAGUUUGGAAGAUGAGACAGACUUUAUGGAGAAGAGAUAUGUUUGUAUGGAUCAAAUUCUGCAACUUGAUAAGUUGUCUGAAGCAGUCACUACAAAGGAUAAGAAAGAUAUGCAAAGUUAUCCUGCGUCUGCUUUCGCAGCUGGGCCCAAUACAACAAUGGCAUCAAAUGGAGUAUCAUUUCUGUCACAGACAACAUCGACAGCUCCUGCUGUUGAAUGCAAUGGAACAGGAAAGCCUCGAGUAAGGGCUCGUCGUGGACAGGCUACUGAUCCACAUAGUAUAGCUGAAAGGCUUCGGAGGGAAAAAAUUGCUGAAAGGAUGAAGAAUCUACAAGAACUCGUACCUAAUUCUACUAAGAUUGACAAGGCAUCUAUGCUUGAUGAGAUCAUAGAGUAUGUCAAAUUUCUUCAACUCCAAGUGAAGGUACUUAGCAUGAGCAGGCUAGGAGCAGCAGGAGCAGUCAUUCCUCUCAUUACAGAUGGUCAAGCUGAGGGUUCUAGGAGUCUGUCACUCUCACCGUCAGCUGGUUUGGGACUUGAAGUUUCUCCAUCUCCAGACCAAAUUGCCUUUGAGCAGGAAGUACUUAACCUUUUGGAAUCCAAUGUGACUACGGCCAUACAGUAUCUUCAGAGCAAAGGCCUCUGCCUCAUGCCAAUAGCUCUCGCUUCUGCCAUAUCUAGUGGGAAGGCAUCCUUAUCAUGCGGAAUUGCAUGUGGGGAGAAGAAAUCUAGCUUCACUAAUGCUUCGGCUAACAGCAACCGCAGCGACAGCCCCAGUAGCAACUGCAGCAAAAGCACCAUAGCCAAUGGUUGCGAUGGGAUUGUCAAGCAAGAAAAGGCUUUUUGCAGAGAACUUAAACCCAAUACAUUACAUUAAUUUCCUCAAUUCAUAACUCAUUUUUUAAGCUUUGCUGAGGUAGCAGGUACUUAAAAAAUCUAAUAAAAUUAUCGAAGCACAGUUCUUUCUCAUUUUUUCCUCGUUCUAUCUCAUUUUUUCCUCGUUCUAGGUAGUGCAUUGUGAAAUACUUCAGCAUAUCUAUAAGAAUUUUCAUAUACAUUCAGCAAGGGAAA